AUCGACCGGUCGAGCCUGCGCUCGCUCUACUCCGGAUUCCCUCAUCCCUGUCUCUCUCAUAGUCUCGUUCAUUAAAGUUCUGCGGUGGAACAACGCUCUGUGUGACUCUUCGUAACGUCCGCCAUCUUACCUUCGCCGUUCACCGUCACGUGUAAUCUCCGCGAACGAGGCUACGCAGUACGACGCCACCACGACGAGAUUUUCAUUGACCGCUCGACGAAGGCACGCCGUGCGGACAUUGCAUUUUAUCUGACGCGUUUCGUAAUUAAUUAUGAGUGAUAAAAAGACAUUGGAAGAUUCUUCGAAUUCCAACCACAAAAAAGAGGAACCUGAAAAAAAAAAAAUCAAAAAUAGUACUAGUUCAGUUGAAUCAGUUCCAAAUACAAAUCUGCCUAGUGUAUCGACUGCAGACUUACCUAGUACGAGUAGUGGCAGUCCUAAAGGGAGUUAUAUAUUUGCAGUAAACACUUUUAAUUUGGAUGAUAUCACAGAAUUGACUACUGAGUACCCGGAUUUAACUGGGGUCGAAGAAGAAACUUUUUAUUUUAAAAUUGUCGAAGAUGAGGAUGAAGACGAGGAUGAAGACGAGGAUGAAGACGAGGAUGAAGACGAGGUUGAAGACGAGGUUAAAGACGAGGUUGAAGAAAACAAUGCACCAGAGGAAACAUCUGAGAGGGCUACGACAAACAUUGCUUCAACAAGUUCAACCACUGAUAAUGAUUUCAAUUAUUCAACGGAGAUUACAUCGUUUCAUCAGAUAAACCUGGCCGAUGUUAUUAAAUCAUUUGUUGAAGAACAUAAUGUAGAUGAAUUUGAAUUUGAAGUUGAAGAUGAAGAUGGAGAUGAAGAUGAAGAUGGAGAUGAAGAUGAAGAUGGAGAUGAAGAUGGAGAUGAGGAUGAAGAUGAGGAUGAAGAUGGAGAUGGAGAUGAAGAUGAAGAUGGAGAUGAAUAAUAAUAUGUCAAAAGUCAAUAUGAAUACAUUUUUGACUGUGAUAAGCUAAAUUUUAAUGUAACUAACUUACACAUAAUGUAUAUUAUAUAAUAUAAUGUUUAUUAUUUAUA
Molecule: messenger RNA, 1062 nt
Organism: Metopolophium dirhodum (rose-grain aphid)
Lineage: Eukaryota; Metazoa; Arthropoda; Insecta; Hemiptera; Aphididae
Product: acidic leucine-rich nuclear phosphoprotein 32 family member B-like
Exons: 2
Coding region: 272-952 (226 amino acids)
Source: RefSeq, a predicted model, not a curated record